ACUUUCGGCGCGCGUGAGUACGAGAAGAGUAGGGAGAGUACGCUCUCGCGAGGGGGGGGUUGAGAGCUUGUUUGUGGGCAGGAGCUGAGCGCACGCUUCUUCAACACAUCCGCUUGGGAUAGAGGAAGACCACCGAUAUAAACAAACCGCGUGUAUUUUGCGUUUUCAUAUGCGCGUUCACGUACAACCACGAGCGAAGUGCAUACAGCGUGCCAGGUGCUGAUGGAGAAGCGGAUGCGGGAAUGAGCGUCGAUCAUCGCUGAGUUCAGUACAGCAUCACUCUAAUGACGCUGUUGAACUCCUUCCUGUGCGGUGAGGGGAAUUUUUAAUGAGGAGUAUCGUCUUAUAUCGAUUCAGAAAUAGGAAUAUAUUAUAAUUUUCGGACUGUUUAUAAACACGCUUAUUUGUCUGUGUUGUUAGUAAACGGUUUUAAUCGACGUUGUGGAAUAUGGACGAUCAUUCUGGUUUCUCUGGCUUGUUUUAGUAACAUAGCGGUUUUCUCACGAGCAUACCUUUAGUGUUUCGUAGUUUAUUAUAUUAUAUAGUCGUAAAUACGUGUAUAGUGUAAGUCUGUGUUUAUUAAAUGUGUUAAAUAAAAGUUUACGUUGACCGUGAACCCCUCUGAAGAUCUGGGACACUUGACGUUGACCUCAUGGAUCGACUCGGCUGAUUUCACUGAACAGGUUUCUCCUUCCUAUGUUCUGCUGUUUGCUGAUGGAACAGAAGGUUCUCAGUAAGUCCCCCAUGGUGUCCAGACUGCCAAAAUUUGGUGCCCGUCCCGUCAAUGGUACCCCCUCUCCCCUUCCCAAUGGUACGACCCAGAGCGUGGCGUUACAAGAAGUCAAGAGUCCCCCGGCCAAGCCAAAUGGAGUUGUCCGAGCCUCUUCUUUUUCCCUAAAAUGGAGAAAGGAGGGGGGUGGGACAGUAGACCCCGCAAGCCCCGAUGAGAGUCAUCCGAAAGACGUUCGCUCCCCACAUUCGCCUGGGAACAAGGAGUUAAAAAGCCCUUGCUCAACCAAAACAUGCAGGUCUGCUUCCUCACUCUCUGCUGGAAGCCCCAAACCCACCCCAAAUCCAGUAAAAUCUUCUAAAUCCAACCCGAUUCCUAAACAAAAGCCCAAAACCUCUCAGAUCAUAACAACCAGCAACGGUCAGGACGUAAACCAUAAAAACUCGAGCUCCAAGCCGUCUCAAAAUGGGCAGGCACUUUCUUCAGGGCUCCCGCGACCAAGGGCCAACUCAGGCUCUCAUGGAAGCAGCUCAAGGGACAGCCUAUCACAAUCCAAUGAUAGCUUGUCACGACAGUCUAACGUGCAUGAAUAUAUGGUACGUUCUCAGAGCUUCACCCAUUUCAAGCAGCUACCCUCACCGACCAACGUGCCCAUGACGCGCUCCUUCUCUUUCAACAAAUCUGUAGAGCUGGCCAAACCUUUGGGUAAUACACAGCUACGUCCUCCUCAAAUGCAUGGCCUUAAAUUCCCCCAAAGCCUUGGCAGGGGCCGACUGGCGCUCGGUUUGGGGGGCUUGCGGUUUAGACCAGGGCUGUCAGACCAGGUUCCUGGUGCAUCUUCUCCUUUGGACAGCUUAACGCCUCCUAGUACCAUAAAGAGACCCCUUCUACCUAACUCUGUGUUGACAAAGCCCACAUUACAGACUCACAGGUUUAAUCGAUCAAUUGCUGCCAAAUCGCAGUGCCCUCUGGUGGUUGGGAGGGCACCUGUAGAAAAUGAUGUCAUAACCCCACCUCCCACUCCGGAGCUGCAUCGCUGUGCCUUGAAGGGUGCAUCCAAGACCACAGAUUCCCCAGAGGAGCCCUUGACAAGGCAGGAGAUCGAUGGGAACCUCGGUUACACUGGGGAGGGCCCAGAGGACAUGUCUCUCUCCUCUGCAUCCUCUCUGGAAAGAAAUGACACCAGUGAUGAGUUCCUAGAUGACUUCGAGAACCCAGUGGAACGAUUACAGAACGGCAUCCCACAUAACAAAAGUCCCGUGUCCACUUCCAACCAGACACGCCUUCAAAGUUUCCUAGAUGACACUAUUGGUCAAGGAGGUGGUAAGGCAGAUCUGAGGGCUGCACCACCCUGUGAAACUCUGAUAAUGUCCCCCGAUGUGGACCGGCAUGGGGGUCCCUCAUCUCUAGAGCUGUCACCCUCAAACAGCUCUGGAGGAACGUACAUGUGGGAUGAGGAAGGGAUGGAGCCGCUGGGACAGAACACACACAUGCGCCAUUGCAGUAGCUUUGAGUCAGAUCUGAACAGCAUUGACAUUCUGAACAACUUGGAUAACACUGGGUCAUGUGACCUGGAGGAAGAGGACCUCAUGCUUGAUGUGGAUCUGCCAGAGGAUGGGGCAUUGCGCAGCGAUGGAAUGGCCCACUUUGAGCGCUCUGAGAGGGGCGGCCGGCCGGCUCAAUGGAGACGAAGACAGCACAGAUGGAGUGGAUCAGAUCAUCCUCACAAUGACAGGCUGGCAGGAUUGCAUUACGACGGGUUUCGUACGGCCCAACGCACUCUCCCUCCCGCAAUUCAGCACGAUGACCACACGGUGGCGCUAGACUCGCUUGUUCUCAAACACAUGGCGGACGACUGCACCUCUGUCAAAUCACAGCUGUUGAAACUCAAGAGUCUUCUGCAGAUGGAUGAUGGCGAGAUAACACCAGAGAGUUUGGAGACCAGCGAAGAUGACAGCAAAGUUCAGCAGAUGGAGGAGAUGAUGAAGGAGGUGGCAAAUCUCAGGGAAGAGCUGAAAAAGAAAGAUAAAAUCAUCACUCAGCUCACGCAACGGCAACAAGAAUCUCCAAUGAGAUGUCACUGUCAUCAGCAAAAGUGUGGGAUCAAAGGUGAGAGAAGAACACAUCAUGAUAAAUCCACUCAGACGGGGUGGCGGCCGCCCCAUCAUCAUCACGCUCCUCAAAUACUUCAGCCCAUCAACCGCAACCCCGACUCCCUCAUCCAGGGAAGAGUAACAAGAACAGUCCCCACCGGGGUCCGCAGUGAUGCCAGGGAGGGGUCUCCUGCUUUUCCGAGCACUACUGGAGUACCUCGCGAGGAGUCGAGAUCCCUGCCCGACCCAGAGGAGUUGAGCCUGUUGCUUAGCACCCACCUUCGCAUCCAAGACAACCACGAGUGUGACUCACAAAUCGUGAGACCGAUCCCAAAUAAAGUCUUGCGAACAUCAACACCAUCAUUCUCCAGCCCUCUUUUCCUGCAGCGUCCUCGCCUGCACAAACGGGUUACCGUCCCUGCUCUGCCCGUAGGGGGCAGUAGUGAGGCAAGGCCUGGACCCACAAUGAACCACAAUGCUAAAGCGCUCCCUCCUCCAACCAGAGGUUUACCGUGCAUCAGUUCAGGGACUCACAGAGAGACUCGUGGCCUGUCGUUUAAGCCUUGGCCACCAGUGGUUAAGACGGAGACGGUCCCCAAUGAAGGAGUGUCUGAAGCUUCAGGUGUGCUCAGUGUCUUGCAAAGCCAAAGAUCCACUGAGCAUAAGAUGAAGCCAUAGACACAGAUUAGGCUACCUCCCUAAAUGCAUGCAGCUUGCACAAGCAGACUCUUAAAACUUUAAAGCUAACAAAGCUAUUGCGUCUAACUAUGCAACAAAACUCCCGUAUGUCACAAUCAGUGCUUCUGUUGCACAAAAUUUAAGCUAAUAAGUUUUAGUUAAAGAUCGUCAUCUGUCAUUCCAAACCACUAACAUUUAUAGGCAUUCGUUGUUAUUCCUAAUGGAUUAAAGGAUUUGAUUGACGAUAUUUAUGAAUAUUGGAAAUUCGCUAAGGAUUUUUAUUUGAUAUCUAUUUGUAAUUGACAUAAACUGUCUGUUGAGCUCAUUCGAGACGCUCGGUGUCUUGAUAUUUCCCCAUGUGGCGUGUCCUGUGGACACCUGCGGAGAUUUGGCUCUCACAUGUAUGGGUGUUUGUGACAUUUACAUCACCAAUCUCCUGCAGCUUUGCUGAGAAGUGCUUAUUUUUUUCGAUGUGCCGUCCAGGGGCUUUACUGAAGGAUAAAAAGAUUCAGUGUAUCACAUCACUCAAUUCACAGCUGUCCUUAAGUUACCACGGUGAGUCGCUUGUUCACUUUAUUUUCUGAAUUUACUGCAUAAAAAACAAAGCAAACAUCCAGGUUGCAAAAUGCGUUUUUGUCCUGACGUCUUUCUCAUCUUUUUACCUAUACGUGGUGUUUAUGCAAGCGGGUGCUUGUGGUUUUAUUAGGGCUUCAGUUAUGAUCAACAGAUUUUCAUUUUAAUUAGAUUCAUGCCUCCCGCAUUAAUGAAGUACUUUUUCUUGAUUAUGAAUCGUGUGGAAAGGCGCAUUUUUUUUCUUGUUAGUUGCAUACCAAAUUACGUAAUGAUGCUUUUUAAUUAUUUAAACAUUAUAAUAAUGUUUACGGUUUAAAUGCAUUUACGAAGCUGCUCCCUUUGCGCCGAUGCUGCAGGAUUUAUUUACUGAAAGAAAGAUUUUCUGCCUUGAUUUUGGCAAUGCAAAGAAACUUAAACGCACAGUUAAGUACAGACUUGAGCAAAUACUAAUAUUUUUCAGAAAAUAUUUGGGAAUUGGUUUGACCACACAGACCAAACAGUAUACAGGUAUGUUUGGCUUUGCAAUACAGUUAUUAUAUUCAUUGUUGUUGAUGGGGAAGUAUUAGGUAAAGAUUUAGUUUAGGAUUUAAUUUUGAGACUAACCGGACUGAUCACAGUCAUCUUCAAAUUUGUUGUUCUGCAAAUCUUUACUGUUACAGUAUUUCAUUUGAUCUGGGAUUAUAGUCAUCGCUCUUGGUUUCAUUUAAUGAAAAGAUUUCACUUUCAGGUUUUCAGAAAUAUUUCAGAUUUUAAUGUACCGCAUGGUCAGAAGUUUAAGGUUUUGUGCUCGUUGCAUGCCUUGAUUAUAUUAACUUAUUAUGAAAACACAUACUGUACCACUGUACUCGCAUUGCAAUGCAAAAAUAUACAGCGGGAUCUACCGCAUGGAGAAACGCAUACAGUAUUGUGCAAAAGUCGUAGGCCAGCACCAGCUUUGUUUUUUUUUGUUUUUUUGGGCCAUUUUGCCUUUAUUGAUAGACAGUAGAUUUUAGAGACGACAGGAAAGUAGAGGGUGGAGAGAGGUGUAUGGGAUCGUCAAAGGACCUCGAGCCAGGAUUCGAACUCAGGUCGCCGGAAGUGUGUUUGCACCAUAUGUCGGAGCGCUGCCCACUACACCAUUAGCUCCGACACAGCUUUGUUUUAAGUUUGAAUAAUCAUCCAUAUUUUUCGAUCUCUUUAUUAAAAUACAAACAGAAAGUACAGGAAUAUGUACACAACAUGUAAAAAAUGCAAUUUUCAGAACUAAAUGGCAGCUAAAAGUGACUAAAAGUAAGUACUUAUUGUUGACCUCUCUUGGCACUAAACACAUCUUGAACUCUUUGGAGGAGACUGAAGUCCUGAAGUCGAUUUCAAUUAUUUAAAGUCGAUUUUUCGAACAUAUUCGAUUAGAACUAGGAUUUAAUUUCAUUUAGGUUUAAGAGAUCCUGCAGGUUCUUGUUAUUGCCAGCCCAGUCUCAAGAAAUUUCGUUAUAUAGUCAUGUAAUUUUUUGAUUCUUUUCGUGAUAUUAUCACAACUUUCCGUGUUUUUCGUGAUCGUAUAACAAAUUCCUGUUUUCGUGUGAUUAUCACGUAUUGGUUACUCAACUGCUUUUUCCUAUUUUUAAACAAUUGUCGCUUCGGUUUAGGGUUAGAUUUACAUAAAAUGACAUCCCUACCCAAACCCAACUCUAACCCUAACGCCAGGUGACAUAUAAAAAAGUAAAUCAGAAAAAAUUAGUAUGAACCAUAUAUAAGUGACAUUCUAAUGCAAGCACCAAAUCAGGAAUUCGUUAUACGAUCACGAAAAAACGCGGAAAUUCGUGAUAAUAUCACGAAAAAUGAAUAAAACAAUUACGUGACUAUAUAACGAAACCUUGUGAGACUGGGUAGUUAUUGCUCAAGUGUAAGAGGAGCUCAUACUAAACACUUCACACUUCAAUUUGUAUUUAUUUAUUUAAUUUCUUGUAUUUUCUGGUUGUAUUCUAAUAAAGAGACUGAGAAGUAAUUAUGUGUGGUCAAUAUAGCAGUGCAAAAACAACAAAUCUGAUGGUGGCUUAAGAUUUUUGCACAAUACCUAUCCAUACUAUAAUUUUAAAUAUUGCAAGAAGCCACCCCUGUGCAUUUAAAGGAUUACUCCACUUUAAUAAAAAAAAUCCUGAUAAUUUACGCACCCCGUGUCAUCCGAGAUGUUUGUUUUCUUUGUUCAGUCAAGAUGAAAUACGUUUUUUAUAAUAUGUUAUUAUGUAGCUUACUAUUCAAUUACACACACAGCAGUAUUAUUUUUUUCCUGUCCAACUAGCUUAUAUAACAUGGACUACCCAUUCAAAAGUUUUAGGAUCACUUUCACUUAUUCAUAUUUUUCCACAUAUAAUAGAAAAUUUAUUAAAACUGAAAUAACAAAGAACAUAAUGAAGUCAAUACUAUGACUGAAAAAACAAUCCAAAAUAAAUCAAAACAGAAACGCUUACUGGUGAUAAUUUUUAUAAUAGUUUAUAAAUGUAUACAGAAAUGUAAUAUGUUAGUUCAGUGCAAGGUUAUAAUAGGUCUUAGUUAAGAUAAGGUUAAGAAAAGAUUUACUUACUUUUAUAAAGUAAUAUAUAUUAAAAAGAUAAAACCACUGCUCAUAUAUUUUCAAGUAUUAUUAUACAUUAAAUAAUAGAAAUUAAACAUGACAUUUACAGAAAUAUUGUACUUUUUUGAACGUUAAAAUAGCACUGCGGCCCCCCGAUGAAAUGUCUGUCUUAGAAAUGGCCCCAAGCCAGUUUGAGUUUGAGACCCCUGCUUUAAACCAUAACUUCUCAUCUUGCACUAGCCGUGUGAUGUGCCAGCGUGACCUUACGUACACUGAAAAAAAUAUUCAUUGAAUUUAAUCAAUUUUUUUAAGGUAAGUGGUUGCAAUCAAUUUAUUUAAGCUCCAUUUAAGCAAAAAAGAUUAGUAACGUAAAAUAAAAUAUAAAACUUUUGUUUACAUGUAGCUUAAAUAAAUUGAUUUAUUAAAUUCAAUGAAUACUUUUCUUCAGUGUAUUAUGCAAUCAUGUUGAAAGGUCACACAUGAAGUAUGCAAAACCACACCUAUAAAAUGUACAAGUGUGGAGAAAGAGUAGCGUUGUUGUGGAAUGAUACUAUUUAAAGGGAUAGUUCACCCAAAAAUGAAAAUAAUGUCAUUAACUCUUUCGCCGCCAGCAUUUUUAAAAAAAAGUUGCCAGCCAGCGCCAGCGUUUUCAUGAUUUUCACAAAAGUUUAAUGCCUUCCAGAAAAUGUUCUUCUUUAAAUAUAUAAACAUACAAUAUACAAAAUGAAGGAACAGACCCUCUGUUUUCAAACAAAAAAAAACGUUUCAUCCUACCUUGAGUAGUUCUUGUGUAAUCAGCUUUUGAAUACAAGUAGAUUUCUGCAAAAACACCACAUUUUGAGCAAAAAGCAGAGAUAAUUCCAUUUUUGUCACGGACUUUUCAUAGAGAUCCCAUUCAGAGCAAUCUUUAAAACAGACACGGACACGCAGCCACUUGCCAUAGGGCAAUACUUCCGGGUUUAAAAAGUUGCGGAAGGGCGCCACCUGGUGGAUAAUAGCGGUAUUGAGGAAAGCCGGAAAUACUCGUCAUUGGCAGGGAAGCGUUUUCUCUUGAUUGACGAGAUAUCUCGUCAAUGGCGGCGAAAGAGUUAAUGACUCACCUUAAUGUCGUUCCAGUCUCGUAAGACCUCCGUUCAUCUUCGGAACACAGUUUAAGAUGUUUUAGAUUUAGUCCAAGAGCUUUCAUCGAAAAUACAUUUUGGUCCAAAAAUAACAAAAAUUAUGACUUUAUUCAGCAUUGUUUUCUCUUCCGCGUCUGUUGUGAAGACAGACUAAAGUCACGUGACUGCAGUGACGCGGAUGCCGUACGACGCGGCUGACGUGUUAUCUGGUGCGCCCCAACUGUUUUUUUUUGCGCCCGGGCUUCGUUUAUAGUCUGAGGGGCGCAGUAAGUUUAAAAAAACCUUUGCAAACAUGUCUGAGGAUAACACGUCAUCUGCGUCACUGCAGUCACGUGACUUUAGUCUCAUGCGCUUCACAACAGACGCGAAAGAGAAGACAAUGCUGAAUAAAGUCGUAAACUUUGUUAUUUUUGAUACAAAAUGUAUUUUCGAUGCUUCAACACAUUCUACCUGACCCACUGAUGUCACAUGGACUACUUUGAUGAUGUUUUUAAUACCUUUCUGGACAUGGACAGUAUACCAUACAUAGAUUUUCAAUGAAGGGUCAACAAGCUCGUGGACUAAAUAUAAAACAUCUUAAACUGUAUUCUGAAGAUGAAUGGAGGUCUUACGAGUUUGGAACGACAUGAGGGUGAGUCAUUAAUUACAUUAUUUUCAUUUUUGUGAAAACUAUUCCUGUAAUGUCUUUAUGUCAGUUUAAUGUUUAAAAUGGUCCACAAGUGUGCGUUUCACAUAUUUACAGUAAUGCGUCAUGCAGCUAGUGCAAUACGAGAAGUUGAGGUUUAAAAUACUUUUUUUGGGGGGGUGGAUGAAGAUGAAGAUCGCCAGAUUCCCCUUUGAAAUUGCAAUUUUAAACUGCAUUGAAACUGUUGAGGUCCACAAUAUGGGAAAAAUCCUGAAAUGUUUUCCUCAAAAACUUUAUUUUAUCUCGACUGAACAAAGAAAGACAUAAACAUCUUGGAUGACAUGGGGGUGAGUAAAUUAUCCGUUUUUUUUUUAUAAAAGUGGAGUAAUCCUUUAAAUGCAGUCAUAGUCUGUGUAGAUGCAGCACUUCAUAACUCUGGUACAUACAGUACAGUUUAACAGACAGUUCACCCCUCAAUGUGAGAAAUAUCACUUCACCCUGGACGUUUAAUCUAUAGCGAAAUUGAUUUUACUGCCAUCUUCCUACAAUGCAAGCAGCUUAGGGUGCUUAAGCCCACCUCACGUGGACCACAUACUUCAAGACACACCCAAAGAAGAGAUGGGCGGCCAUGUCUGUAUCCACCUAAAGAAAAUCAAUGAUACGAGAAUAUUUGUGUGUGCGCGUUUCUCUCUGGUUACACUAAGCAGAAAAUCAAUCGAGGACUUGUUUUGUAACGCUCGAGACGGUUUGUUUGUAUUUCUCUCUCUUUCUGUAUCUCUGCGGGUCUGCAGUAGGGGGAGAGGUCCCGCGUAAUGUGCUGCGGUCUCACUAAUGGAAAGUUGCAGAAGUACAUCGAUUCAGUCUGCUGCGGUCAGAGGUGAAUGGCUCGUGUCAGUGAAGUGUCUGCUCGCAGCUAGUCUGAUCCGUCUUGUUUGCCUAUUACCGAAACACAAAUAGCUUUAAUAAACAUCUCAUAAUGAAAUAUUGAGCUGGAUGUUUAAUUAACAUGCCAGCAGAGAUUAUUGCGAGCUAUGUGUUAUGUGUUGUAGAUGCUUUCUAACCACAGACUGUAAAAAAGAUGAAUGACGUGUCUCAGUGCCGGCCCGAGCCUCUUGGGGGCCCUAAGCAGAAUUUGUUUGGGGGCCCCCCUCCCACCAAUUUUUUUUAAAUAAAAAAAAUAAAUUAUAAUCCUUUAUAAAAAGAACAAAGUUGCACAUUAAGUUAGGGCUAAAAUUAGCAUUAGGUACAUAUAUCAAAUCAAAUAAAUCAUAACACUGUCUUUAUUGUAUGAAUUAAAUAUAAUUAUUUUUUUUUUAGAGCUACAGAAGUGAUUUUCUCUUUGUCUUGGAUUGUUUGAUUAACAUUAAUGACACAGACUUAAGUAGGUUAAUUGAGGUUACUCUCUCUUUAAGUGAAGCACGGACCUGCUUUCUGCCUAAUCUAUACAUAAACCUAAGACAUAAACAAAUGUUUUUAUUAGAAAAGAGUACUGUGGAGAUCAUUUUGUUUGUAUGUGCCCUGUCAAGAACAGAAAGAUUUUAUGUUCGCUUGCUUUCUGAAACGCGUCUCUCCAUGUGUGCACUACUUCUUUCUCUUUUCGGCACCAGAGGGAUACAUCCUUUGUGACAUGGCUUGUUAUUUAUUACAGCACUUGCACACAUUGUCAAUGCACGCGAGGUGUCUAUACUGCGCAUGACUCAAACGUUAACACUGCAGACACGUAGCAGUUGUCGCCAAAUCAGAAUUUUCUAUUCAUUUAUUCAUUCGUACUCAUUCAUUCAUUAAUUUAUUUAUAUUACUUGUUUAAGUUAUUUAAUUGUAAAAAAAAUUGGGGGGCCCCCUGCUUAGUUCGCUUAGGCCUCAGGCCGGCUCUGACGUGUCUCCAUAGACUUCAUUGUAAGAAAUGAAGGCAAAAUAUCUUCUGAUGACAUCUUUGGAGGAGUGACUGUGAGGUAAAGCUGCAGUAUCAAGGCCCCGCCCAUUUUCCCACUUGAAAGUACAUUAACGUGAAACAUUUUUUUGAAGUUUGACAUUGAGGUUGGGGUAUGUGACUUAUACUGCAGUCAGCCACCAGGGGGUUGACUGCAAAAUGUUUUGGAUUUACUUUUCAGGACCUGUGUGGUAUGCCUGGUGAGUCUUUAUAUGUCAAUUUUCACUGUCAACCAAGUUUAAAUGUAUUGGCAAAAACUCAUUGUUUGUAUGCGUGUUACUUCUAAAUUGCUGUUCUCCGGAGAGUGUUUACAUCGAAGACCUGCGCAAAGGCGCCAUUAAAAAACAAACAAACAGACUGCAUUAGAUUCCCAAAUUGCAAAACUAAAUGCACUCAUACAAAGACCUCAUACUGUUAUGUAAAAUACACUUACGAAUUGCUGCCCAUACCUGUAUGCCUUCCUGUGGAUUCUUAUCACAAAAAAUCCUUUUAGAGCAUAAAAUAAAAUAAAAGUCCUAUCCGUACGGUUCACGUCAUGCCGUGUUUUCACACGUUGUUACCAAUUGCGUAAAAAACGCUAUCUUACUCCAUUAAAUCUUGGAGAAAACAACAGUUGCCAACUUGUUUGUAAACCGAAUAUAGAGGAACGAAUUUUAGCACUUUAAUUGACCUGUUUAGACCUCUAAUAUGAGAUUUCUGUUGUUUAUUUUUUUGACCGGGCAGAUUUACUGUCCUUUUAUGUGUUUAAACUUAUUUUAUUUGGCUAUUUAUGUGUUUUAAUGUUUUGUCCCUGUGUGUGCUCCAGUGGAAGGUGUGAGACUUUAAUAAAGUAAAGAAAUAACAUA
Molecule: messenger RNA, 11146 nt
Organism: Misgurnus anguillicaudatus (oriental weatherfish)
Lineage: Eukaryota; Metazoa; Chordata; Actinopteri; Cypriniformes; Cobitidae
Gene: ccser2a
Product: coiled-coil serine-rich protein 2a
Biological process (GO): microtubule bundle formation
Cellular component (GO): microtubule cytoskeleton
Molecular function (GO): microtubule binding
Source: RefSeq, a predicted model, not a curated record